Molecule: messenger RNA, 2722 nt
Organism: Hydra vulgaris (swiftwater hydra)
Lineage: Eukaryota; Metazoa; Cnidaria; Hydrozoa; Anthoathecata; Hydridae
Product: gramicidin S synthase 2
Source: RefSeq, a predicted model, not a curated record
UUUCAGCGACUUAUUUUUUUUUUAAUUUACUCAAAAGUCGUGAUCGUAAACUCUGAAAUAAAACGUUUUAGCGACAUUCCUUCUUAUAAGAAAAUGUAUCAAGAUAAAACAGAAAAAUUUACCAACAUGUACCAAGUUUUCCAGAAGUCUUUAGACAACAACCAUAAUAUGACUGGAAUAAAUGAGCUAACAGAAAAUGGCAAUAAGUACUGCACAUACAAAGAACUUUUUAAAAAGACUGAAGAAUUUUUAUCAUUUAUUUCUCAAAUUGGCUUAUCCAAAGGAACGCGAGUUGGUUUAUUCAUAGAAAAUGGUAUUGAACGAGUAUAUAAAGUACUUGCGUUGGUAAAACGUGGAAUAGUAUUUGUACCACUAGACCCUGCGUACAAUAAGCAAACCAUUGAACAAAUUAUAAAAGAAGCACACUUGACUUAUAUUAUACUUGGUGAAAAUUCAAGAACGAACGAAUUAUGGUAUCAGUACGAUAUUAAUAUUAAAACUUUUUGUGUAAUCUCCUUGUUUGAUAAUUCAUCACACUUAACAAAUGGAACGUCAUACGAUAACAUUGAUGCAGAAGAUCCAGUUUGUGUAAUUUUUACUUCAGGUAGCACUGGUGGCCAAAAGGGUGUAAUUUUAUCUCAAAAAAAUUUCUUGGCAAUGGUAGAAUGGUAUUCAAGAAAACAUAACCUAAAAAAUUCUACAGAUGUUUUGUGUUUACAUACAAAUUGCGUAUGGAUCACAUAUUGGAUGGAAAUAUUUACGGCGGUAUUAAACUGCAUAAAUUGUAUUUCACUGACAGAUGAAUAUUCAAAAAACUUUCCUUUGUUUUCAAAUUUUCUGAGAGAAUAUAAAGUGACUAUGUUAUUUGCCAUUCCAACAUUGUUAAUUGAAUUAAUUAAAUGGACGGAAAUUAAUACAACAUUAAAAAUAGUUGGCACCGGCGGUGAAUGUAUUCCUCCAAAUAUUCUUACUGCUUUCUUGAAACAUUUUCCAAACGCAGCACUUUUCAAUGAAUACGGGCUUACUGAAUCUACUGGCAUUGCCCUUGCAACAUUAGACAACAUGUUUAAUUAUGCAAGUAGUUUAAUAAUUGGAUAUCCACUCGAAUGUAUUAGAGCAUACAUAGUUAGCAACGAUGGAUGUCUGGUAUCAGACGGAGACGAAGGAGAAUUGUGGAUUUCUGGAGCUACUAUAGCAACGGGAUACAUUAAGGAAGAGGAUAACAACAAAUUUUUCAUGAAAAAUUCAUUUGAGAAUAAUGCAAUUUUUUCCAAAGUUUUCAAAACAGGAGACUAUGUAAAAAUGACUAAAGACGGAAUUGAAUUCAUUGGAAGAAAGGACAAUGUGACAAAAAUAAGAGGGAAAAAAGUUAACAUUUUUGAAGUAGAAAACGUUAUUAAAGAGUUGUUUCCAAAUAUUGAAUUAUACAUAAUCAAAAAAUAUGACAUAAAAAAAGGACAAUGGGUUUUAUGCGCUUUCUAUAAAACUCAAGAAGAUGUACCAACAACUGUUUUUAGAAGUGCAACAUGCAAGAUAUUCUCAAGCCAUUUAAUUUCAAAGUUUGUUAAAAUAGAUAACUUUCCUAAAUUAAUUACUGGAAAAAUUAAUCGAAACGAACUUUCAAAAUAUUUUCUCAAAGAUUGUGAUAACGAUACUAAUCUUAAUUAUUUAUUAGAGAGUAAAUUUAAGAUUGACAAGCUGAAGUACGGAGUUUGUAAAAUCCUUGACUUGUAUGACGAUGAAUUUGAUCCUAAUAAAAACUUUUUUGAACACGGGGGCGAUUCUAUUACAGUUUUUAGUUUUUUGGAAGAAGUAAAAAACUUUGGAUUGGAAUUUACAAUUAAUGAAUUAACAACGAGUUUUAAUGAUUUAUGCGAAGUCAAUUGCAAUGGCACUUUCAUAAAUACAGCAUUAUCAGAUGAAGACCAUAUUCAAGGCGUAUUGUUUACUGAUUUAAAUGAUUCCGAAAUCGAUUUUAUUAUUCAAAGAAUGACAGAAGCUUUUUUAACCAAAGAACCAAUGUUUAUGUUUCAUGCGUCAAAAGGUUUUGAUUUUGGAUUAUUUUUUAAGCUUAUUGUUAAAGAGUGUCGAGAUAACCAUCCUCAUUUAUGUAUGGCUAUCAAAAUACACAAUAAAAUUAUGGGAGCUUUUGUUACAUGUCCAAUGUAUGGAGCAGGAGCAGAAUAUAAAUUUCUAGAUUAUAUGCCUAAAGAAUUUCAUGGGUUAACUGAUUAUUACGGCAGUAGCGUAAUACAAAAGCUGCUUAAUCACGGACACAAUAUAGCUGACUCGUUAACUAUGUAUGUUGAUAGUGACUCCUCAAACGUGUUAAGUAUGCGCUUGUUUUACAUGCUAUGUUGUGAGCAGCUUAAAUUAGUGAAAGAAAAUGGUUUCACGGCAUUGUUUUCAUUUAAUUUGUCACCUGCAACUCAAGGAAUUACUAAAAACAUAUUUAAAUCAAGUGUUGAAAGUAUUCUUUAUCCUUCGCAGUUUAAAUAUAAUGAAGAUUUUCCUUAUAAAGAGUUUGAUCCUGGAUACUACAUGGAAAUUGCAGUAGACUAUUUGAAUGAUAAAUAAUAGAAUAAUUAAACAUGAGAUAGUUGUUGAUUCUUUUGCAAAAAUUUAUCAAUUUUAACUUUUAUACAAAAAAGUAGUUUUCUCUGUUUAUAUUUUGUGGAUACUCAUAUGAAAACAUUCAAAAAGUUUAUAUAUUAGGAUCUGA